Messenger RNA from Capronia coronata CBS 617.96, 561 nucleotides. RefSeq names its product carbonic anhydrase. The transcript is spliced from 2 exons. The record is from RefSeq and is a predicted model, not a curated record. The coding region runs from base 1 to 561 and encodes 186 amino acids. NCBI's taxonomy places the organism in Eukaryota, Fungi, Ascomycota, Eurotiomycetes, Chaetothyriales, Herpotrichiellaceae. Gene Ontology annotation, biological process: carbon utilization; cellular response to carbon dioxide; cellular response to oxidative stress. Gene Ontology annotation, cellular component: cytoplasm. Gene Ontology annotation, molecular function: carbonate dehydratase activity; zinc ion binding.
AUGCCCUCCUCCGAAACCAUUCGAGGCCAGUCUCCACAGAUCCUUUGGGUCGGAUGCGCUGAUUCGCGAUGCCCGGAGACCACCAUCCUCGGCCUCAAGCCCGGUGAGAUCUUCUGCCACCGCAACAUUGCCAACAUUCUCGUCAACACCGACAUCAACUCGCUGUCCGUCAUCCAGUAUGCCGUCCAAUACUUGCAGGUCAAGCACAUCAUCAUCUGCGGCCAUACCAUGUGCGGUGGUAUUGCCGCCGCUCUCGACAACAAGAGGCUCGGCUUGAUCGACACUUGGCUGAUGCCGCUGCGGGCCAUUCGCCAGGAGAAUUUGCAGCUACUGAACAGCCUCGACGAGUUUAACCAGGGCCUGAAAAUGGUCGAAUUGAAUGUCCGUCAGGGCGUCAAACAGCUGCUCGCUAAUCCGGUCGUCCUCGACGCCAUGCAUGAGCGAGGUCUGCAAGUUCACGGGCUGAUUUAUGAUGUCCGCUCCGGCGAACUGAGAGAGUUGGAUAUCGAGGAAGACGAGGAGGUUGUCAAGAGUCGCGUCGUUGCGUUCAAGACUGUCUAG